AUGGUUGAACCCUUCUUGGGAACCUGGAAGCUGGUCUCCAGUGAAAACUUUGAGGAGUACCUGAAAGAACUAGGAGUGGAUGCUGCAACUAGGAAACUGGCCAUGUCGAUGAAACCAACCAUCAAGAUAAGUGUCAAUGGGGAAACCGUGAAUAUCAAAAUAGAAAGUUCUCUCAAAAACACUGAGAUCUCCUUCAAGCCGGGGGAAGAAUUUGAUGAAACCACACCAGACAACCGGAAAGUGAAGAGCACCAUAACCCUAGACAAUGGCACAAUGAUUCACGUCCAAAAAUGGCUCGGCAAAGAGACAACAAUCAAAAGAAAAAUUGUAGAUGGAAAAAUGGUAAUGGAAUGUACCAUGAAUAAGGUUGUCAGCACCAGAACCUAUGAAAAAGUGUGA
Otolemur garnettii (small-eared galago) is the source of this 399-nucleotide messenger RNA. Its product is annotated as fatty acid-binding protein 9. Gene Ontology annotation, biological process: fatty acid transport. The record is from RefSeq and is a predicted model, not a curated record. Gene Ontology annotation, cellular component: cytosol; nucleus. The transcript has 4 exons. Bases 1 to 399 code for a protein of 132 amino acids. Gene Ontology annotation, molecular function: fatty acid binding. Lineage: Eukaryota; Metazoa; Chordata; Mammalia; Primates; Galagidae.